Cicer arietinum (chickpea) is the source of this 2530-nucleotide messenger RNA. Its product is annotated as YTH domain-containing protein ECT4-like. Gene Ontology annotation, molecular function: mRNA binding. Gene Ontology annotation, cellular component: cytoplasm. The record is from RefSeq and is a predicted model, not a curated record. Gene Ontology annotation, biological process: mRNA destabilization. Lineage: Eukaryota; Viridiplantae; Streptophyta; Magnoliopsida; Fabales; Fabaceae.
UAAAUCUCUUGAAUAGUCGCUGGCUUCUUCUUCCAAAACCCCAACUCUUACGGUGCUAGCGGCGACUGCUUAUUUUUCCUCCAACUUUCUCUCUCUCUCUCUCUCUAUCUCUCUCUCAUCAUCUACAUCGUUGAUUUCAUCAUGUCAACCGCUACUUCUUCACCAGACACUACUCAAGCUGCAGAUUUACUAACGAAUUUGUCCUUGGGUUCUGAGACCAGGACCAUCGCAGCUCCUGUGCCUACAAAGAAGAGUGGACAUGGUCCAUCUAAUGAAGUGUCGAAGCCAUUCAAUCCAAAUGCAAGUUUUGUUCCAAAUGGACACCCUUCUAACCCUUCUACUGGAUACUAUUAUGGAGGCUAUGAUGGGCAAGGUGAUUGGAAUGUUUAUCCCAGUUAUGUGAAUGUUAAUGGAGGGAUGACACAACAGGGAGUUUUUGGAGAUGGUAGUUCUUACGUGUACCCUCAAGGUUAUAGUUAUGCACCAUAUGGAUCCUAUCCAUCACCCAGCUCUUCUCCAUCCAUUCCACAUGAUGAUAAGCUCUAUGGGCUGCAACAGUACCAGUAUCCUUCUCCUUAUUAUCAAUCUCCAGCUUCUUCUGCUAAUGGGACAUUUGGUGCUAACAAAAUCAAUGUUCAUGAAGGGAAAACAUCAACUGCUGUUACUGCUGGACAUGUCCCUCCAUCAGUUCUGAAUAAAGGAAGCACCACUACUGUGACCAAUGGAAACUUUACAAGUAACAAUGGUUCCCAGCAUUCUUCAUUAAAUUCAAAUGAUUCUUAUCAAAGGGCUGGCUUUCCUUCGUAUGUUCCUUUGUCCGGAUAUCAAGAUCCAAGAAUCGGCACUCAUGGGACUCAACCAUCAUACCCUUCGGAUCCCUUAUUAUUUUCUGAUAGGCAGUCUAAACAUGGAGGAAAAUAUGGAUUAUCUUCACCUAUGCCUCGCAAAGAGUUUUCCUCUCAAAGGAAUACAACUUUUCCCCAGCCACCUCCACAAUUCACGAACUUGCAUGGUUCCAUGCAUUCAUCUGGAAUGGGACUGGUUUCUGGAUAUGGUAACGGGAUGUAUCCAAGCAACACGAUGUACAACCAAUAUGGAAACACCUACAGAGCUAGUUCAAAUUUUGGAUCUACUGCGUAUGGAUCCAGAACAAGUUCUUUUGAUAACAGGCAUAAAGGCACAAGUUAUGGUCGUGGUUUUGACCAUGUCAAAAGAAACAUCGAUGGCUUUGGUGAGCUGAACAAGGGACCGAGAGCUUCCAAUAGUUCUGAUGAUAAAAAUGCCAAAAGCCUGGGACCUGUCACAUUAUUACUCAAGGGACAGGACCUUCCUAUCAAGAGUGAUAAUAAUAAUAAAGAAGUGCCUCAAGUUCCCAACAAGCAACAAUACAAUGGGGAAGAUUUAUCUGAGAAUUAUUCUGAUGCAAAGUUUUUUGUCAUAAAAUCUUAUAGCGAGGAUGAUAUUCAUAAAAGUAUGAAAUAUAGCGUGUGGACAAGCACCCCUAAUGGCAACAAGAAGCUAGAUGCUGCAUAUCAGGAAGCCAAAGAAAAGCCUGGUGACUGUCCCAUAUUUUUGCUAUUUUCGGUCAAUACUAGUGGCCAAUUUGUUGGUUUAGCAGAAAUGGUGAGUCCAGUUGAUUUCGACAGAACCUUAGAGUAUUGGCAGCAGGACAGGUGGACUGGUUGCUUUUCUGUGAAGUGGCAUAUCAUAAAGGAUAUCCCAAAUAAUGUGUUGAGACACAUAACACUUGAAAACAAUGAAAACAAGCCUGUUACAAACAGUAGGGACACUCAGGAGGUCAAGUUUGAGAAGGGUAUUCACAUUCUCAAAAUUUUCAAAGAGCAUUCAAGCAAAACAUGCAUCCUGGAUGAUUUUGGAUUUUACGAGGCUCGUGAAAAGACGAUGCAGGAUAAAAAGAAAAAGGAACAACCGUUCCCAAAACAGGUCACCAAGUCCAAUGAUUUAGCCACUACUGGAACAGCUUUAUUGCCCAAGUCUAAUGAUGGAACCUUGACGAAUGAACCAGCAGUUAUUGCAGAUGCAGCAGGAAGAAACGAGAAGCUUGUAGAAGUGAAUGAAUCUACUCCACUCACUCAACCAUCAGCAGACUCUUCAAAUGGCUGCUAAACCAGCGACAAUGUCAGGCAGUAGAUUGUGAUUUUCAAAUCCCCCCUACCUUUAUCGUUGUUUCGUGGCUUCUUUUAGUUAUGGAGAAAGUUUUGGUGUUUUCAUUAUGCUUUACCUAGCUUAUUUGACCUUAAUCUUGUAGUGGAGUAUAUCAGUUUAGCUUUUUCUUAGCUAGUCAAAUAUAUGGCAGUAUUGAUAUUUGUGUGUGUGAGUGGCAAGAAUCUAUAUUACAUACAUAUUUUACUAUGAUGUUAGUAUUGGUAUUUUUCAUUCUGUUUGAUUUUGGAUAGAAAGCCAUUGUCAGGGCUAUCAAAUCUCUCUUUGAAUGUGGUCAUACUUCAUACCUUUUAAAAACAAUAUUAGUUUUUGUUGGAUCUGGUGGUUUAUGUUAUACAUUUUUCCA